CGGGAAACAGUAGAAGUCACAUUUGUGCUCGUACAAGCGAGGGUGAUCUGGCGUGUUGUUCUUUGAAUUAUCAUGGUUAAGCUUUCUACUUUACCAGAUGGCAUUGCGGAUAGCUUGGAGAGUUUAGAGAAAGAGUUUGAAGAUGAGCUUCUCACCAAGAAGGGCUAUAUCAAGAAAAAAUACCUAUUGAUGAAAGCUUACAUUCCACAAUAUGCCAUAGAAAGUAUUGAAAGUCUUGAAAAAAAGUCAAAAAAUUCUUCCAUUGAGGAGGAAUCCUAUCUAAAUCAACUGGAUGAAAUCCUCAAUGAAUUUCAACCAAGUAAAACUGUUCAGAAGGGACAAGGAAGUAGUAGCUCAUGCAGUGAUCAUGAAAUGAGAGACGAUAGUGAGCAACAUGUGACCAAUGGUUCUAAUGGAUAUGCAGAAAGCUUACAAAAUGAGGAUACAGUACAGGAGGACAAGCAUGGAGAAGAUAAAAAUAGAAAUGGCAACUUUGAAGAGAAUGGUGAUACAGAGGAAGAAACUCCACUUAAUGGUUCCUCAUGUGAAACAGAAAUUAAAACAACCACUAGAAAAAAAAGAAAAGAACAAGAGAAGUCUGGAAAGAAAGCAAAGACAAGUCCACACAGACAACCUGGUAUUGCAGAGAUUUUUUCAAAAGUUCCAUGCAAAAGAAAGGGACCUGGAAAUGGUGAUGACCAGGAAAGUGCAUCUAGUAGUGGCAUGAGUGGUGCAGAUGUUGAUACUGCAGAAACCCAGCAAGAGAAAAAGAUUAAACUGGAUGACAAUGGGGAUGAAAAGAAAGGCAGUGCUGAACCAGAUUCUAGCGAAAGCAAGAGGAAAAAGAUCACAAACUCUAAAGUUCAGAUUCCACCCAGAUGUAAUGAAUGCCGUCAGCUUCUAAACAAUUCAGAAUUGAGGAUGUUUAGUGGAGAUGGUGAAGAUGCUGUGGAAGAGUUUAUUGCUUUGGUGGAUCCUAAGCUGUCAUUGUUUACAGGAGAAGAAGAACAGUUUGGUAGCUAUGAUGACAAACCACAGCAUAAACUCACCAACUUCAGUGUAUAUGACAAGAAUACCCACCUGUGCCCAUUUGAUACUGGUCUGGUCGAGAAGAAUGUAGAAUUGUAUGUAAGUGGCUACGUAAAGCCUGUGUAUGAUGAAAACCAUGUCCUGGAAGGUGGUGUCCCCACAAAGAACAUGGGUCCAAUCAAUGAAUGGUGGACAGCUGGAUUUGAUGGAGGAGAAAAAGUUCUUAUUGGAUUCACAACAGCAUUUGGUGAAUACAUUCUAAUGCAGCCUUCAGAAGAAUAUAAACCCUUCAUGGAAGCCAUGGCAGAGAAGGCUCUACUCAGCAAGAUUGUAAUUGAGCUUCUAAUAGAGAAUGCAGAUGCAAGCUAUGAAGAGUUGCUAUAUAAAGUACAGACUGCUAUUCCAUCAGAUAAUUGUACAGAGUUUACUGAAGAGUCCCUUUUGAGACAUUCACAGUUUAUAGUAGAGCAGGUUGAAAACUUUGACGAAGCACGAGAUUCAGAUGAGCUUCCCUUGUUGAUUAGCCCAUGUAUGAGAGAUUUUAUUAAACUCAGUGGAGUGACACUGGGCAAGAAGCGAGGAGCAAGAAAAGUUAAAAUAAAGACAGAAGUAAAGAAGCGAGGCCCUACAAAGGCCACUACAACCCCUCUUGUUCGGCACAUUUUUGACAUAUUCUUCAAGAAUCAAAUUGAGGGUAAAGGUGUCUCAGCACCACGUCGUACGAGGUGUGGUAUCUGUGAAAAAUGUCAGCAACCUGACUGUGGCAAGUGUAAAUACUGCCGGGAUAUGGUGAAGUUUGGAGGCACUGGACGCCAAAAACAAUCAUGCUUGGAAAGGAGAUGCCCGUAUAGAGACAUCAAGGAAGCAGAAGACAAUGAAACCCUUGAAGAAUAUGAUAAAGACUCUGAACUAGACAAUAGGAAAGGUGCCAACAAAGUUCACCACAAGAUUGCUCAAGACCAGAAGAUUGUCAAGACUAAAGUAAAGUGGAUAGGAGAACCAGUCAGAGAAACCAACACAAGGCGUUAUUACUCAAGUGCGCUCAUCAACAAGGAAGAGGUCACUGUUGGUGAUUUUGUUCAAGUCUGUCCAUAUGAUCCCCACACACCUUUAUACAUCGCUUGUGUGUCUUACAUGUGGGAGAACUCAAAAGGAAAGAAGAUGUUUCAUGCUCGCUGGAUGACUCGUGCUUCUGAUUCUGUUCUUGGUGAAUCAGCUGACCCACGUGAACUUUUCCUUGCUGAUGACUGUGAUGAUAACCCUCUAGGUUCAAUUCUUAGGAAAUGUACUGUUACUUACAGAGAUCCUCUAAAACACGGGAACAAACUCACAACAGAAGAAGAAGCAGCAAAUGAUGAUCAACAUGAUGAAAAUCAUUUCUUUUAUCAGAAAUGGUACAACAGUGAUAUGGGACGGUUUACAGACCCUCCUAUUGAAUACACAGUAUCAGUAGAGAGAGCCAAAACAAACUACUGCGAGAUCUGUACACGGAAUGAUGCACAGGAAAAGUUUGACACAGCAUUUGUCAAAGGUGAAAUAGAAGAUUCUGGAUCAAAGACUGGCUACAAGACACUAGCCUACAAGGGCAUCACAUAUAACAUUGGCGAUUAUGUUUACUUAGAAGAUGGAGCUUUUACAUUCAAUGUCAAACAGAAGCCAUUAGUAAAACCAACAGUAAAGAGUGAAGGCACGGUUGAUGAAGAACUCUACCCAGAGUAUUACAGAAAGUCUUCAGAUUAUGUCAAGGGGAGCAAUCAGGAUGUACCAGCUCCAUAUCAAAUAGGUCGAAUUGUAAAGAUUCUUACCAAAAAUGUGUCAGGAAAGUUGAAGUCUGAUGAAGAGGUUUUCUUGAAUGUGACAAAGCUCUACAGAYCUGAAGAUACUCACAAAGGGCCCAGUGCUGGACACCAAGCUGAUAGUAAUCUUCUGUACUGGACUGAUGAGGAAUGUUCAGUAUCUGUGUCACAUUUGCGUGGUAAAUGUACUGUGGUUUACGGUGAAGAUAUUGAUGAGACUGUGGAGACGUACACUGCUAACGGACCUGACAGGUUUUACUUCUUUGAGGCAUAUGACAGCAAGAGAAAGGAAUUUCAUGAGCUAUCCAUAGAGGCAAGAGAGCAGCUCAUGUCCAAAAAGGGAAAAGGCAAAGAAGGCAAGGGGAAGGGAAAAGGAAAAGGAAAGAUGGCCGCUACUGUAAAGGAAAGUGAUGACAAGUCAAAAAAAGAGGAAGUCAAAAAGCUGAAAAGUCUGGAUGUCUUUGCAGGAUGUGGUGGUUUGUCAGCCGGUCUUCACCAGGCUGGAGUUGCGGAGUCCCUGUGGGCUAUUGAGAAAGAGGUACCCGCUGCCCAAGCAUUCCGACUGAACAACCCKGAUUGUACCGUAUUUACCGACGACUGCAAUGAGCUCCUAAAGUUAGCAAUGGAUGGAAAAGAGACUAAUUCCAAAGGACAAAAGCUCCCCCUCAGGGGUGAGGUGGAGUUGUUAUGUGGUGGCCCCCCAUGUCAAGGCUUCAGUGGUAUGAAUCGAUUCAACACCAGAGAAUAUUCUUUAUUCAAGAAUUCUCUGGUYGUUUCUUAUCUGAGCUACUGCGACUUUUAUCGACCGCGCUUCUUCAUCUUGGAAAACGUUCGAAACUUUGUGUCUUUCAAGCGUAGCAUGGUUCUCAAGCUUACUUUGAGAUGCUUGUUGCAAAUGGGAUAUCAGUGUACUUUUGGAGUUCUUCAAGCAGGUUCUUAUGGAGUUCCACAAACACGACGAAGAGCCAUCAUUAUUGCUGCAGCACCUGGGGAGGUGCUACCUCUCUACCCAGAACCAACUCACUGCUUUCAUCCACGCGCAUGUCAGCUAACCGUCAAAGUCGACGACAAAGUGUUCCGUUCCAACRUAACACGUACGUCCUCGGCACCAUACCGUACUGUGACAGUACGGGAUGCUAUGGCCGAUCUACCGGGGAUUGAUAAUGGGGCUUCUGCGUGUGAAAUCUCGUAUGAUGGGGAAGCGAUAUCACACUUUCAAAGACAGAUCCGUGACAAUCAGUACCAGCCAAUGCUGAGGGACCAUAUAUGUAAAGAAAUGAGUGCUCUGGUCGCAGCAAGGAUGCGUCACAUCCCUCUUGCACCAGGCUCUGACUGGAGAGAUUUGCCUAACAUUGAGGUUCGUCUUCCCGAUGGCUUCUCUAAGAAGCUGUGUUAUACACAUCAUGACAAGAAAAACGGCAAGGGUUCCAACGGCCAAUUACGUGGAGUGUGCUCAUGCGCAGAGGGACAACCUUGUGACCCUGCUGACAGGCAGUUUAACACGCUAGUGCCAUGGUGUCUACCUCAUACUGGAAAUAGGCAUAAUAACUGGGCAGGCUUGUACGGACGACUUGAAUGGGACGGGUAUUUCAGUACUACAAUCACUAACCCAGAGCCAAUGGGAAAACAGGGUCGAGUUCUGCACCCAGAGCAACACCGCGUUGUCAGCGUACGAGAGUGUGCUAGRUCMCARGGUUUCCCKGACACUUAUCGAUUCUUUGGGAACAUACUCGAUAAACAUCGACAG
Messenger RNA from Exaiptasia diaphana, 4572 nucleotides. RefSeq names its product DNA (cytosine-5)-methyltransferase PliMCI. Gene Ontology annotation, molecular function: DNA (cytosine-5-)-methyltransferase activity; zinc ion binding; DNA binding. The record is from RefSeq and is a predicted model, not a curated record. Lineage: Eukaryota; Metazoa; Cnidaria; Anthozoa; Actiniaria; Aiptasiidae. Gene Ontology annotation, cellular component: nucleus.